AAGGUCUUGAAUCCAUACAAAAUAAGAUCAAAUUACAUUUAGUAUUGUAUUUAUUCUUAUAUGGCUUCCUAAUUUUUAUUAUCGAUGGUUGAUUGUAGGUGUUUCACUUCUCCAAAAAUACUGCAAGCAUCUUAGGAUGUAGUCUGGCUAGAAGCCCUUUAAUGUGACUUGGUUUUUUGUCCUUUACUAGACCUUACCUUCCUCUUCUAAUGUGCCACAGUCUUGGUGUUACUCCUAAGACUGAUCUUAGCUUUAUUCCUAACUUUUCUGAGGCAAGGCUCUUUUUGAAGAAGGUCCUGAGAGGAUGGCCUAGGAGCUCACUGCUUCUCCUCAUUUGAGACCUGUAGUGUAGUUUCUGUCAUAACAUCUCGUACGCCCAUGCAAAAGCCCCCAGUACCUUUGCAUCCCAGUCAGAGUAUAAACCAGAGUCCUUUCAUGGCCUAAAAGGACAUCGGUGACCUGGCCUCUCUCCUGUUUCUCCCUCCGUGCCCCCCCCACCAUCUGUCUUCAUUUACAUCCCAACCUUCUUUGUUCCUCCAAAACUCCUAGCCAUUUCCCAUUUUAUCUGCCUUUGCUCUUCCCAGCAAGCUCUGCCCCCAAGUGAUCGGGUGGCUUGUUCCCUCACUUUAUUCAAAUGCCACCACCUCAGAAAGGCCUUCUAUGACUACACUUUCUCAAAUAAGCUCCCAGCUCCCAAAUACACUCUCAGUCAUGCCCCCACCAUCAUUUUCUGUCCCCUUAUCCUCUUUACAUUUCCUUCAUAGCAUAUGUCACUACUUGACAUGUAAAUUAUUUUUUAUGCUUAGUUUAUUAUUUGUCUUCCUCUAGAAUGUAAAUUCUCUGAGGACAGAGACUGUCUUGUUCACUUCUAAAUGAUUACCUUCUGGACUAGCUGCCAGCACAUGGGAGGAUUUAACAAGUAUUUACUAAGUUGAAUGUGUGUUACACUUGAGCAGCCCCCUGUCUCCAAUUUCUCCUUUCUUUCUUCUUUCCUUUCUCAAGAAACAAAAUGAGAAACUAUUAUGUGAAAUCUAAUUGUAAUGUAUAAGCGGGAAAAAAAAAUCCUAUGGGAUACUCAAAGGAUCCAUAUUUUUGAACUGUAGUCACUUUCAGUGACAUUGUUCGGUUCUCACAAUGUAUCAUUCCUUAUCUGAAACUAGACAUCCUCUGCAGCCAGAAGAACAGGAAGUGGGCUUUGACCCCUUGUCAAGUUACUCAAACAAGUCUGGAGGAGAUUCAAAUAAAAAUGGAAGAAGAAGUUCUACUUUAGAUUCUGAUGGGACUUUUAAUUCUUAUAGGAAAGAAUGGGAAGAACUAUUUGUAAACAACAAUUACUUGGCAACAAUAAGGCAGAAGGGGAUUAAUGGGCAGCUGAGAAGCAGCAGGUUCCGCAGCAUUUGCUGGAAGCUAUUUCUUUGUGUUCUUCCUCAAGAUAAAAGUCAGUGGAUAACUAGAAUUAAAGAAUUAAGAGCAUGGUAUAGCAACGUUAAAGAAAUACACAUCACAAACCCGAGAAAGGUUGUUGGCCAGCAAGAUUUGAUGAUCAAUAAUCCUCUUUCACAGGACGAAGGGAGUCUUUGGAAUAAAUUCUUUCAAGAUAAAGAACUUCGAUCGAUGAUUGAACAAGAUGUCAAAAGAACAGCACUCUGUGGAGCGAACAGGAGAUGGAAACAUAGGUUUCCUGAAAUGCAGUUUUUCCAACAAGAAAAUGUGAGAAAAAUUCUUACAGAUGUUCUUUUCUGUUAUGCUAGAGAAAACGAGCAGUUGCUUUAUAAACAGGGCAUGCACGAGCUCUUAGCACCUAUAGUCUUUAUCCUCCACUGUGACCACCAAGCUUUUCUUCAUGCCAGUGAGUCUGCCCAACCAAGUGAGGAGAUGAAAACUCUCUUGAACCCUGAGUAUCUGGAACAUGAUGCCUAUGCAAUGUUCUCACAACUUAUGGAAACUGCUGAACCUUGGUUUUCUACUUUUGAGCAUGAUGGUCAAAAGGGAAAAGAAACACUGAUGACUCCCAUCCCCUUUGCUAGACCACAGGAUUUAGGGCCAACGAUUGCUAUUGUUACUAAAGUCAACCAGAUCCAGGAUCAUCUACUGAAGAAGCAUGAUAUUGAGCUUUAUAUGCACUUGAACAGACUAGAAAUUGCACCACAGAUAUAUGGGUUACGGUGGGUCCGGCUACUGUUUGGACGAGAGUUCCCCCUGCAGGAUCUUCUGGUGGUCUGGGAUGCCUUGUUUGCAGAUGGCCUCAGCCUGAGUUUAGUUGAUUAUAUCUUCAUAGCCAUGUUACUCUACAUCCGAGAUGCUUUGAUCUCUAGUAACUACCAGACCUGUCUUGGCCUUCUGAUGCAUUACCCACUAAUUGGGGAUGUACACUCACUGAUUCUUAAGGCUCUGUUCCUUCGAGAUCCAAAGAGAAAUCCAAGACCAGUGACUUACCAAUUUCAUCCAAAUUUAGAUUAUUACAAAGCACGGGGAGCAGACCUCAUGAAUAAAAGCCGGGCCAACGUCAAAGGUGCUCCCCUGAAUAUAAAUAAGGUCUCUAAUAGCCUGAUAAAUUUUGGAAGAAAGUUGAUUUCUCCAGCAAUGGCCCCAGGCAGUGCGGGUGGCCCUGUACCAGCGGGCAGUAGUGGAGGCUCCUCCACUGCUGUGCCUCCCACCAGGACCCUGGCAGAGGUCCCCAGGCAUCCCCUGCAGCAGCAGCAGCAGCAGCAGCAGCAGCAGCAGCAGAGACUGAUGAAAUCGGAAAGCAUGCCAGUGCAAUUGAACAAAGGACAGAGUUCUAAAACCAUCAGCUCAUCCCCGAGCACUGAAAGUUUGCCUGGAGGAAGGGAAUUCACUGGCUCCCCACCUUCAUCUGCUACUAAAAAGGACUCCUUUUUUAGCAACAUCUCCCGUUCCCGCUCACACAGCAAAACUAUGGGCAGAAAAGAAUCUGAAGAAGAAUUAGAAGCCCAGAUUUCCUUCCUUCAAGGACAAUUAAAUGACCUGGAUGCCAUGUGCAAAUACUGCGCGAAGGUGAUGGACACCCAUCUUGUAAAUAUUCAAGAUGUGAUAUUACAAGAAAAUUUGGAAAAAGAAGAUCAAAUUCUGGUUUCUCUGGCAGGAUUAAAACAGAUCAAAGACAUUCUAAAAGGUUCCCUGCGUUUCAACCAGAGUCAGCUGGAAGCUGAGGAGAAUGAGCAGAUCACCAUCUCAGAUGAUCACUACUGCUCCAGUGGCCAGGGCCAAGGCCAAGGCCAGAGCGACCAAACACCUGGGGCCACCAAGCAGUCCUCUUCAGAAACACCAGGGCGCACGGACAGAGGGAGCGCAGACGACUUCAUCCUGGUCUCCAGAGAAGACGACACGGGCAGCACCAAGGGGUCCUUCUCAGGCCAGGCUCAGCCUCUUCGCACCCUCCGAAGCACCUCUGGGAAAAGCGAGCCCCUGGCCCGCUCCCCUCUGGUGUUCUCUGACCCACUGAUGGGCCCAGCCUCAGCUUCCUCCAGCAACCCCAGCUCCAGCCCUGAUGAGGACAGCAGCAGCAACAGCAAGGACUCUGGCUUCACCAUUGUGAGCCCCCUGGACAUCUGACCACAGUGCCCUUGGCUUUCCUUGUAGGGACCGGCCACCCCCCUCAGCGGCCCCAGGGUCUGCCUGAGGCUCCCCCAGCGGAGACCCCUCUGAAACCAACACUUCCUUCCCAGCAGGCCUGUGGCCCUAGCGCAGCCCAUCGGAACCCUCCAGAGAGAGGCAGACGGGGCCACAGAGCACACAGACUGAUGUUCACCAGGAGGUAGACAGGGCUUUCGUGGCCCUUACCUCGUCCCACCCCACCCUUCCUCUGAGGUGGACCUGGGUUAAGUAUCCAGGAUCAUGCUCACUGUCAAAAAAAAGACCAAACCACAAUUAGAAUCACUUUUCCUCUGUCCUCUUCUCCCCAACUAAGAAUUAGGUGUGGCAACUCCUUUAAUUAUAACUAGAGAAGGAAGAAGAGUUGGUUUCAAAUCUUCCCUCCCUCAGAGCAUCAGGCGUAGGAAAAUCGAUUGAUAUCAAGAAGGCUUUCUCUCUGGAAAUCUGUAUCUCAGCGUCUUUCAUUCCUCCUUUGGGAAGCCAUACAGCAGAGCCAAAUACAACAGAAUGGACUAGAACUGGUAGAUUCCAGGCCUGGAAAAAACCCAUCACUGACCUUUCAGAAAGUUACAGCGAUCUUUAGAAACAGGGUCUAAACUUAGGAAUCCUAUUUCAGUGUGAUGGGAGUUAGAUUUUUUUCAUUUCUUAAAGAGUACAUUUCCAGACCUCAGGCCAGAUCGACUCUGGCCAUCACUGUCCCUCCUCAGACAACUGUAUUUCUCCUCUUAGGAUCUUUCACAACCAGAAAGCAAGGUCACGUUGAGCCAAUCUUUGCUGCACUGAUUUCAAAAGUUGUAACAAUAUUACUUCCUUGAAUUGGUAAAUGUGACCCUGACUUGUGGGAUAAACAUCUCUCAGUUUUCUGGUAAAGCCUCUGUAGCUUUGACGCUAGAAUACAUUUGUCACCUGUCAAUUGAGAAGUAAAGGGAAAAACCCAAACUCAUUCCCAUCCAGAGUCAGGAUCUCCCAUUGGCCUUAAAGUAGCAGUAACAGGGAACUAGACCUGGAGUCCCUUCUGGGGGAGCAGGGCUUCCCGCAGAACAUUCCAGAUGUCAGGAAGGUGUGGGAUUUCUGCACAGCCCUUCCUUGCUGGGAGCCAAGUGUAGGAGCUGCAGGGCCUGGGUUCGGUUGUGCACUGCGUCCCAGGCACCACCGCCGGGGCAGGACCAGGUCUGGCGUGGCUGCACCUUCCCGGGCUUCAGCACAGGGUAGGGAUUUGCGCUUUUCCAUAGGCAGCUUAUGGAAUCUCGAUGGGCAGAAAGCAUCACAGGAGCUGUUUGUCUCCUUAAGGAGAAGUCCCUAUAGAGGACACUUCCCCUCUCCUGUGCCCAAGCAGGAGUUCUGACAGGAGAGCCACAGUGCCCCUGCCCUGAGGUGACUGGCUCUUAGGGCCUCUCCUCUGAGGAUGGCGAGGCCUCUGGGCAGCGGAACCGGUCAUGCCCACGAGCGAAAAGCUAAGUUUGAAAGAACACACACCGUGUACAUCCUUCCCACUGCUAACCAUGUAUCUCUCUACAGACAAACGUGAUAAUGACCUCAUUUCCCACGUGCUCUCACUCUCCAAAAACUAGUGACGACUCGAGAGUCAGCUACUACAGAGAGGGUUCUAAGUAGCUCUAAGAUUUGUUCUUAACCUCUAGCAGGAAAAUCUCUGAACGCGUGAGCUGGAAGAGGAAUGACAACCCCGGUUUCGCUCAGAUAACAGGGUUGUUGGGCCUUCCAUGGUCACUCAAAGAUACGCUGAUGAGCGUCCUGAGUGGUCUGCCCAGCUCCCUGUGGGGGUGACUGAGUAAGUUACUGUGUGUCGCCUUGAAGACACUUUGUAUGCUCCCAAGGUCCCCAUGCAGUGAGUGGCCUUGCAGCUGCACCGGGUUGCCAUUAUUUUCUCUCCGAGGACCUGGUUUGGGGAGCUGUUGGUGUUUUCGGUUCUAAGGUAAGAAGCCUGGAGCCAUCCUCGCCAGGGCUCCAGGACAGUGGCUGGAAAGGGCCACAGAGCUGGCUGUCACCUCGCAGUGGCGGACAGCCGUCUGCUCGCUUCAAGCAUUUCCUUGGCCCUGAGAGCUAGAGUCGUGAUAGUCCAGUGUCAGUGGGCACACGGGAGCUGCCAGACAGCCAGCACCCUGACAGGGCUCUAGGCUACCUCCCUGCAGUCGCAGUCGGCUGGGUGUCUACGAGUCACUGAACACCCCCGGCCCGCCAGCACACCAGGGGCAGGUCCUCCGUUCUGUGCUUCCGUGUCUGUGCUACACGGGAAGUGACGGGGUCCCUCAGAGCUGUUGCUUCUGCGGUCCCCAGUGCGCUGCUCCCCCCUCCGAGGAAGGAGGCACGAGGGGGAGUGGGACGUGGGCAGUGCCACCCUCCACUUUCCAUAGAUCCAUGGGGUUUGAGAAUUGUAUUACUCUCAGUCGUUUUAAGUGACUUGUUAUUUUUCAUAGUCGAGCAUUGUUUGCAUUUUUAUUAGUUACAGUGCUAUUAAAAGAAUGUGUUCCUUUUUUAUUAUUUUAUCAGGUACUUCUGUUUCAUUGCACAUUUUUUUAAAUCCUGAAUAUAUGAAACCUUUUUAUUUUUCUUUAACAAAUAUAAUCAGUGGAACCCUCUCAUGUUUUGAUUAUUAGCAGUUAAAUAGAUUUUAUAUAUGUAAAGCUUAGAUGAAUUCUGUCAUCCACUUUUUUAAUAUGUGUGUCUGUGUUUCAUGCAUUCCUCUCUGAUCAGUUUGGAAAUUUGAGUUAAAUUUACUCUCUGUACAUUACAUAUGAGAGCUACAGAUUAGAGAAAGAAAGUCAUUAUGACUUUGCCUUACCUUUUGUAUACGCCAAGGGGUCUUAUAACACUUUAAACAUUUAAUUAUACUGGAUUCUUCUUCCAAAGGUGAUCUCCUGCAAAUGCUCACUUCUAACUGCAAUCUGGUAAGAAGUAAUACCACUGCGGAAUAAGUGUGACUAAAAAUACACCCGAGGCCUCCCUGUGCUUUGCCUUCUCUGCAUCUGACAGAGUUCAUUAGUCCUUCGGGUCUGAUUGCCCACAGCUAACACGAAGGACUCCUCCACUUUGUCAGAGACGAUGAACAAAUACAAAACUCAGUGGCAGUUACGUUGUCUCUUAAAGAUAGGUAAUCUGCCAGAGGUGACUUAAAUUUACUAUUUUUGUUUUCAUUUUAUUGUUUCCUUACGAAGUUGCCUCCAGGGGCUGUUGCAGAACCAGUGUUGCGGGGAGCAGGGGAGGGGCGAUGCAGGCCCUCCCAGUGGCUGUCCUGUGGAGGCCAGGCCAUGCCAUCAUUCCAUCCCCCUCCCCUGCAGGUGCACACCGGUCCCCGCCCCCAUGUGUACAGAACAGGGGCUCUGGGGGGCCGUGGGACAGGGAGAGGAGGCCGGGAUGAAUUAAGGACGGCACCUGGCAAGCCGAGCUUCCUUCUCACGGGCCAAAACCGCUUCCCCACCCCACCCCCCAUGUUACUUUCAAAAGCUCUCUUUUUAUAGUGUUGAAAAGAAAUCUAAAGUUCCUGUAAACAGGCUUGAGACCACUUUGAUGUAAAAGUUGUCAUAAUAAUUUGUCUCAUGAUGGCACAAUUCAUUUGACUUAUGGAAUAUCCUGUUGUGCCAUUUAUAUCCUAUUGCUUUGUUCUCAUUCAUCUUUAUGCUGUAACUCAUACUGAUUUAAGAAAUGACUUCUCCUUUUGGCAAAGUGAUCCCAUUAAAUACAGUUAUAAUAAAAGACUAAUGUGAAACUGA
This is a messenger RNA of Lynx canadensis (Canada lynx), 7340 nucleotides long. It is a transcript of the gene TBC1D5, whose product is annotated as TBC1 domain family member 5. The record is from RefSeq and is a predicted model, not a curated record. Gene Ontology annotation, biological process: activation of GTPase activity. The transcript is spliced from 22 exons. Bases 1135 to 3573 code for a protein of 812 amino acids. Gene Ontology annotation, molecular function: GTPase activator activity. NCBI's taxonomy places the organism in Eukaryota, Metazoa, Chordata, Mammalia, Carnivora, Felidae.